UCUUGAUCACUGGCCAACAACCCUUUAGCUGUCGGUUUCAAUUUUAAAGUACAUCAUUCGGGUGUGACUCAAAAAUAUUUAUAGCGACGAUCACGAUGAAGGAAAAGGAAACCCAAGAGCCUAGGCAAGUUGACGAUAAAAGUCGCCGUCGCACAGUGGAUAAGCAAGCCAGGAGUCCUCCAUCAUCACAGAGUACCGAUCAGAACCAAAACGGUAGUGCUACUAUCAACCAGGCUGUGAUGGGAAUGCGGGGAAAGGACCGAGCAAAAGGAAGACAACAUUCUUUCUUGGAUCAACCAUUGGAAGAAGGUGUCUUAGUAACUACAAGAUCAUCAUCAGAUGAUGAUGGGUCGUCCCAAGAAGGAAAGAAAAAGAAAAGUUUCCGAAGAUCUCGGGGUGUUCUUCUCUUCACUGUCUUCAUGGCGCUAUUACUGGAUGAAACACUCAUGACUAUUAUUGUUCCUGUGCUUCCAGAUUAUUUUCUGAACCUUUGUAUUGGUAACAAAUGUCUGACUAUCAACAACACUUCGCCGGAGUGUGAUCUGAUCUUGGGAAACACAAAUCCAAAUGACAAUAUCCUCUCGACAUUGUCAAUUCUUGAUCGACAAGAUGUUGAAGCAACAAGCAACCCCAAAGACUCCAUCACUUCAAUAAUAUCAACAACGAACGAGGUUAACAGAUCGACCUCUUCUGAUAUGCCAGAUUCAUCUUCAAUAACAGCGCCCUCUUUUGAAGAAGUUUGCACCGAGGAGAUUACUCCCAAAAUUGGGAUUCUUUUUGCCUCCAAGUUCAUCUUAAGAAUCAUCUUGAGCCCCUUCAUUGGGACUAUGGCUCAUAAGAUAGGUUUCUCUCUAUUGCUGCUUUCUGGAUGUGUAAUAAUGCUUGCCUCCAGUCUGGUAUUUGCAUUUGGUAUUACCUAUGAAGUAAUGUUGACUGCUCGCAUCAUACAUGGACUAGGUGCAACACUCAAUGAAAUUGGAGGGCUUGGUAUUUUGGCAUAUAAAUAUCGAAAUGACGAGAAAAAACGUGGUUUUGCAUUCGGUCUCGCAAUUGGUGGAUUCGCUGCUGGAACUCUCGUUGGCCCUCCUCUGGGUGGUAUAACGUAUGACUUCCUUGGUAAGGAAGCACCAUUUUUGAUCAUGGCAGGAUUUUUUAUCGCCCUAGGAGUUUUGGAGUUGAUUGUCUUUUGUUCACACUCCAAGCAGCGUCAGAUAUACACCAAAGGUUCCCCAGUCUAUAAACUUGUUUUGGAUCCCUACAUACUCGGAACUGCUGGUGCGUUGAUGAUAGCAAGUGGUGCAGUAGCUUUACUUGAACCAACUUUACCCAUCUGGAUGAGACAUACUAUCAAGCCAACACCUGACGCUUGGCAGCUGGGUGCAGUAUUUUUACCAUCCGGUGUUUCAUACAUCCUAAGCAGUACAGUUAUGGGAUACCUGGGAUACAAACUUGGCAGGUGGGCCUUGUCAAUGUUUGCUCUGGUUGUCUUGGCAGCGAGUGUUGCUGCGGUACCAUAUACAAGUUCAUUCCUUAUGCUAGUGGGUCCUAUGGUGGGCAUAGGGUUUGGGUUUGGUACAGUAGACAGCGCUAUGACAGCAAUGCUCAACUCCAGGGUAGAUGCUCGCCACAAGGGGGCAUAUGGGGGCGCUGCAGCCAUUUCCACCUUCGCAUUCUGUCUCGGCUUUGCUAUAGGACCAAGUGUAAGUGGAUUCCUGAUAAAUGCCUUUGGAUUCAAAUGGUUAAUGAGAGGUAUUGGAGUAAUAACAUGUCUGUACGCACCAAUUUGUAUCUGUCUUCGUCGCCCUGGUAACACUGUCCCGAACACCAGAAACAACAAUAAUGGAUCGGCUUCAAGGUCGCAUAAUGACCUCAUCGAUGAUGCAGAAAGUAUUCCAAUACCCUCCAUUUCCAGACGCUUAUCUAGAGUGUAAAGAUUGUAUAUAAAAUUACAAUGCAUUUUUAUUAAUGUCUUAAAGACACUGGACACUAUUGGUAAUUGUCAAAGACCAGUCUUCGCACUUGG
Messenger RNA from Asterias rubens (European starfish), 2023 nucleotides. RefSeq names its product synaptic vesicular amine transporter-like. Lineage: Eukaryota; Metazoa; Echinodermata; Asteroidea; Forcipulatida; Asteriidae. The record is from RefSeq and is a predicted model, not a curated record. Gene Ontology annotation, molecular function: serotonin:sodium:chloride symporter activity. The transcript has 15 exons. Gene Ontology annotation, cellular component: synaptic vesicle membrane; terminal bouton. The coding region runs from base 96 to 1931 and encodes 611 amino acids. Gene Ontology annotation, biological process: transmembrane transport; aminergic neurotransmitter loading into synaptic vesicle.